UUGAUAUUUUUACAGAAUUUCCCGUUUCAGAUUCACAGCAAAAACGUGCAGUCUGACCGAUGCCAAUCUACUGGAAGUACAGCGGUUCAAAACGCUUUGAAAUGGAGCUCCUCCGUUGUUGCUGCACAAUGUCCAAUUGGACUAAAUGUAUUGCAAUCAAAUGGUCAGCCAGCGGCGUGCUCUCCUCAAGACAUCUGCAGUUGUCAACAGUUACGUCCUGGAGCAACUUGUCAGUACUCACUGCAACACAUGCGGUACAUUUGCUGCGCAGGACAAGCACAGCAAUGUGGAACGUCAUCGCCACUUAUCUCAGCCACCGGUCAGAAUGUCCAGUGCCAGUCAUUGAGUAGCUGCCUCAGUGGAUUCAACUGCAUGCAAGGAAUUUGCUGCGCAAGCUCUUCAAAUCCCGCAUGCUCGUCCAACCAGUGCAUGAACGGACAGGUGUACAUCAACGGUCAAUGCAUGAGUACCGUUCCCAUCGGUGGAAUGUGUCAGCAGACGGAGCAGUGUCUUGGCGGUUCAGCAUGUACGAACUACCGUUGUGAAUGUCCAUAUGGGACCAGCAAUAUCAACGGGGAAUGCAAGCCAUAUGGCAAUGGUUGCGAAUUAGGCAUGGUGAUGGUGAAUGGAGUAUGUGAAUCCCUGGCUUCUCCAGGAAUGAGAUGUUUCAUUAAUGAGCAGUGUAUCGACAAUUCUCAAUGCAUUGGAAGUACCUGUACCUGUAACCAAGGAUAA
Messenger RNA from Cooperia oncophora, 735 nucleotides. The record is from the annotation of a GenBank genome assembly. Lineage: Eukaryota; Metazoa; Nematoda; Chromadorea; Rhabditida; Trichostrongylidae.